GACGAUACUUAGGCUGAACUACGGACACGACUUGGUAGAUCAUGGAACUACGAUGUCUUUUUAUUUUAUUCUCACUCACCGCUGUUUACGGUUUCCCGAACAACAAUGGGUUGUUAAUGGUGAUGAGGGACACGGCGAGUGAGGGCAACAGGUCAUAUAUCAUGUUAGUAGAAGAUGACACACUAACGGCACUUCAGAAUACUGGUGAAAUAGCUGUAGAUUUGGUUCUCACUGAAUACGAUUCUUACAAACGAGGCAUAGGAUUUGACUAUCACGAUAGGCUGAUAUUUUGGAAUGAUGUUCAGAAGCAUGGUGUUUACAAGAUGUCGGACGAUGAUCACGUGACGACAGUGUAUGGGGCAACUUCUUAUAAUGUAGAUGCCCUAGACGUGGAUUGGGUUAACAAGAAAAUAUACUGGACUGAUUCAUCAUAUAAUUGGAUAAUGGUGUCAGAUUAUAAUGGAAUGUACACACAUCCAAUUAUUGUCAAUGACAUUGACUGGCCCCGAGGAAUUGCUGUACAUCCGGGUCAAGGGUACCUGUACUGGUGCGACCUGGGAGAUAAUCCGAAAAUUGAGAUGGCUAAGCUGAAUGGUGAAGAUAGACAAAUAAUAGUCGAUGAAGAGCAUAGUGGCGCUGACGUCAUUCAUACGCCACAUGGUCUGGCCAUCGACUUCCAGGAAAACAAACUUUACUGGACAGAAGGCGGACUGGACAAGAUAAUGUCAGUUACCAUUGACCUUGGUUCUUAUGUGGUUACCGAGGAAUACUCAGGACAAGCAUUUAUACUGCCAUUCAGUAUAGCUAUAAAUCAGAAUAAUUACUUUGUGGGAGACCAUUGGGAACAGAAACUGUAUAUAUUUAACAGAUCCGAUCCCAAUAUCAUCAAAGGUUUUACGAUUUCCAAACGACGACCGCUUGGUAUGUCAUACUACUCGGAAUGGAGACAACAGUUUAUGGAUGGUGAAUGCACCGAUAAUAAUGGUGGAUGUGACCAGCUAUGUGUUGGAGACCCCUCUGGACACCGAUGUCUGUGUACUCAUGGAAGUAUUCUAUCGUCCGAUGGGAAAACAUGUUCACCAGAUAGUCAUUUCCUACCGGGACACCAUCUAGUGUAUUCUACCAGUGACAGCAUCUGCAGUUUACCAGUACAUUACGCAACUUUGAGUGACGUCAUACACGCAGAAUGUUUCAUUACGGGUGUUACUGCAAAGUAUAUGGAUUACGAUUAUCACAAUGACAUGUUGUAUUACUUUGAUAACGUCAGUAAACAUAUUCAACGAUUGAAACUACGAGAAGGGGAGAAUCCAGCGACCAUUGUCUCUAAUGUGCCUAACACACGGGGUAUAGCUGUGAAUUGGAUGGAGGGAACUCUCUACUGGAUUAAUUCACAAGCGAUAUUUGUCUCAUCUGUUACCGGGGAUUAUGUAAAUCCCGUGAUCACUGAUAAUAUAGACCAACCAAGAGGAAUAGUCGUGCACCCAGAGAAAAAGUUGUUGUUUUGGGCUGACAGUGGAAGCCUGCCAAGAAUCGAGAAAUCAAGUCUUACUGGCCGACAAAGAAAAGCAUUUAUAACAUCCGAUCUAGUAUCGCCAACGACAUUGACAAUUGACCAUUCAAAGGACAGACUAUACUGGAUAGAUGCGGGGAGUUCCAGGCUAGAAUCUAUCGGUUUAGAUGGACAGAGUCGAAGCAUCGUUCUAUCUGAUUUGAAUAUACAAACACAGCUAACAGGGCUUGCCAUAUUCCAGGAUCAUUUGUAUUGGACUCACUAUACCUCGCAGCAACUACUAAUGUAUGACCACUUCGGAGAAAAUUACGUCGACGUAAAAUCACUGAAUGAACCUGCCAUUUCACUAAUGGUGUACGAUAAAACAAAACAGCGUUUGUCGACAGACAGCGAUUGCCAUUCUCAAAAUGGUGGAUGUGUUGAAUUAUGUAUACCCACUGACGAUGGUGCAGAGUGUCUUUGUAGUGAAAUACCUGGCGACCCUAACUGUGUUUCAGUUAUUCGAUGUCCAAUGCAUAUACUUCACGGCAAAAUGUCUCUUAGUUGCGUGAAUACUCCUGGCAAUAAAUGCUAUGUACGCUGUGAUAACUACUUCAUACCAAUCACCGCAGAACCGUCAUUAUGUCAGUCCGACGGUGAAUGGAACAUCGAUACCGACACAUUGUGCAAGUUGGAUGCUGCGAUGGACCAUUUUAUGUUGGUGGCUGACUCCCAGGGCCUGAUAUAUCACGUGAAUACGCUGUCACCGUCAGAACGUCACAUUCCACUACCACUCAGUGACAUAAACAACCCAAUUGCUGUAGAUUACGACCCGGUAGAAAAUAAACUAUACUGGACUGAUUAUGGUCUCAAUACAGUCAACAGAGCUAAUAUGGAUGGCACGGAACGAGAAAUCAUUGCGUCAAUGGACAUCGAAGGAAUUACCGGCUUAGCUCUAGAUGUAGUUAAUCGCAAAGUGUAUUGGACACAUGUCGGAACGUCACGAAUUGAGUACAGUAACUUAGAUGGUUCGGAAGUGCAGUCUGUUAUUACUACUGGACUUGGACAACCUGUUUCUAUUGUUGUGGAUACACACGGAAGCCAUAUAUACUGGUCAGUUACCGGCACUAACGCAAAGAUAGAGCGGUCCAAUCUGGAUGGAAGUGGUAGAGGGGACCUAGUAACGACGGAUAUUGUAGUACCAGCUGGUUUAGCCCUUGAUAUGAAAGAAAACAAAUUAUAUUGGGCUGAUAUACAUUUGAAGAAAAUUGAAACAUUUAAUCUGGCGUCCAACGACCGUCAUAUUUUGGUGUCAUCGUCGAUUGGUCUUCCGUUUGCUCUAGGCGUGUCUGAUCAAUACAUUUACUGGUCAGAUUGGACGACUUUAUCGGUACACAGAGCUGAUAAGUACACGGGUCUCAAUAUUUUUGAAGUUGGACAAAUUGAUUUCAACCGGCCAAAUGGUAUAUGUAUGUUCAUAGCUCCCCCAUCCACAGGUAGCACGACUCCACCACGUGAUAUCCGAGAUAUCACCACGACAUCACCACGUGAUAUUCCGCCACCCACUGCUGGAUAUAAUGAAGCAAGUUCCAUGCCGAUGAUUAUUGGUGGCGCUGGUGCUGGCAUUGUUCUUCUCAUAAUAGUCAUUAUUGUCGUCGUAGCCAUACGCCGAAGGCGAAGGAACACACCGCCACCAUUACAGCACCUCAAUGAACCUGUGUAUGCUGAUAUCGAUGAUCUGGGCAUAAACCCCAAAGGUGACCCAGGGUUAUAUCUACAACCAGUACAAAGUGAAUACCUGACCAUGCGCGGUGACACGACGUCAUCGCCGCCACCUCCCUACUUCAACCAAUCAUACGACAACAACGCAUACGAGAAAGACACUCCGACUCGUCAGGUACACCAAAAUGAAUACAUGGACAUGAAGAAUUAACCGGCGAAUCACACUUACGACACAUUGCCGUAGAUUGCGGAUAGACUAUUUCGGGGGCGGAUCAUGGCCCAUUUGAAGCAUUCGUUUAAUACUUUGGUAAAGACAUCUUUGGCACACAUUUUCCUCACCUAACCAACAAUUCUACAUCGGUUCCGUUUCUGACAACAAUUAGACAGUUAUUAACGUCUUAAUUUGAUUUAAUGAAAACAUUCUUACGGACGAAGUUUUUUGCAUGCAUGAACCUCAAGCUCCGGACCAAGAUAAUGGUGACGUGAGCACCCAGAUAAUGAUGACGUAUGCACCCAAAUAAUGGUGACGUGCACAGCAGAUAAUGGUGACGUGCACACCCAGAUAAUGGUGGCGUACUUUGCCCUUCCAUUUAUACUAUGUUAUUAAUCAUAAAUCCUAAUUAAAACACACCUAGUGCCUCUUGGCGAAACAGUUAUUGGAGAAUAACUACCCUGGGCGGCCUGGUUGAUGAUCACAAAAUCCGAAAGGUCAACGUUCACGCACAUAUGUACAUGUGAUGCUUAACAAAAUGGUGGAGAAUAUUUAUAGCAUAGUAUUUUCAUUUGAAAAUAGUGGUAUGGUUCCCAUUUACGAAUUUCUUGCAAAAUAGUUUACAAACUUACUGAAGGCCUUCAAAAGUAUGUUUUAAGUACGAUAACAAUCUCUCAUCUUGAAUCUUCCGGGAUAUACGCCCCCCCCCCGCGCAAUAACAUGUUAUCUUGGGUCGGACUCUUUAUCCCAGAAACGCCCUCGUGGCCGGAAUUUAUCCUAGGCAAGGCAAUGUGAAUAACGUUUUUACAUUUUAAUUUUCGAUAUUGAAUUCUGAUAUAUACACUGGAUUAUACAUUACAUUAAACAUGAAUCGAACUACAAAAUAAGCAUGCGUUUUAAAUUUUCUUGUACGUACUAACUAUUUCAAAGCGUAUGCGGACAUAUUUUUCUUCUGGAAAUUUCGCGUCGGCCCAAUUUUAUUUCAUAUAGGAUAUUAUCAUAUAAAACAAUAACC
Saccoglossus kowalevskii is the source of this 4437-nucleotide messenger RNA. Its product is annotated as low-density lipoprotein receptor-related protein 5-like. Gene Ontology annotation, biological process: canonical Wnt signaling pathway. Gene Ontology annotation, cellular component: plasma membrane. The record is from RefSeq and is a predicted model, not a curated record. Gene Ontology annotation, molecular function: Wnt receptor activity; Wnt-protein binding. Lineage: Eukaryota; Metazoa; Hemichordata; Enteropneusta; Harrimaniidae.